CAUAUUCUUGAUGCUAAUCCUGCUCCUGAAAAUCCUGAAAAUGAAACAUCAUGUAAAAAAACAAAUCGAUUAGCACGUAUUCGAUAUGCUACUAAUAAAUAUUAUAAAUUAAAUCCACAUUUAAUUCAAGAAGAAUCUCAAGCAAGUUCUUCUACUAAAUCACAAACCCAACUAAACAAACUUAGA
Molecule: messenger RNA, 186 nt
Organism: Cetraspora pellucida
Lineage: Eukaryota; Fungi; Glomeromycota; Glomeromycetes; Diversisporales; Gigasporaceae
Source: the annotation of a GenBank genome assembly